Bipolaris maydis ATCC 48331 is the source of this 708-nucleotide messenger RNA. RefSeq lists its product as uncharacterized. The record is from RefSeq and is a predicted model, not a curated record. Lineage: Eukaryota; Fungi; Ascomycota; Dothideomycetes; Pleosporales; Pleosporaceae.
AUGCAAGACUGCGGGUGCGCCUUUCAUGUCCUGCGAACGCUGGCCCGCGUGGGAGAGCUCACGACAUCGUCUCAAGUCCCUCUCGAAACCGUGCUCCAGGUGACGUCGACAGCAGAGCGCCCAAGCCUCGGCGUACUGAGCUGUGAGAAUUGCCGCCAGCAGCGGCUGCCGCUUGCUGCUGUCACAAUACUUUGUGCCCAUCUAGUUGACUGGUUGUGUCGGCUCUGGAACCUCGCAGACGACGAUACUACCAGCGAGGCAUCGGCAGAUGCCGGCAGCACCACAACAACUAUCACAACAACCACGAUCACCAGCAAUCCAAACACUAGGCGAAAUACCAGCAAUACCAACAGCCACUCUGAGAGCCAGCUUUCACCUCAACCGUGGAGGUUUUCCCUUGGCAACUACGAUCUCGCUGCCGACGAAGCCGAUGCUCUCAGCAUUGAACUCAUGAUCUUACGCCUAACCGAUUUCUCUGCUGUCUUAGGCUCUCUGGAAGCCGCUCUCAUCACAUCUGGAAUCACACCCUCCACGUCCUCGCCGCUACCCGAGCCAUCCACGACGAACCCAACCGCCACUGACCUGGCGGCCUUUGCCCCAGCUUGUCUUGACAUUGUGCGCGCCAAUCUCCGUCUUGUACGCACAUCCAUACGCCGCCUCAAAGAGAGAUCUUUGCUGAAUGGCAGCGGAUCAAGCAUUAUGUUCUGA